Messenger RNA from Aspergillus fijiensis CBS 313.89, 366 nucleotides. RefSeq lists its product as uncharacterized. Bases 1 to 366 code for a protein of 121 amino acids. Lineage: Eukaryota; Fungi; Ascomycota; Eurotiomycetes; Eurotiales; Aspergillaceae. The record is from RefSeq and is a predicted model, not a curated record. The transcript has 2 exons.
AUGUUCGAACUCCCGCAGCGGUUUGAGAUGGUCAACCAACUCUCCCCUUUUCAUGCUGCCAUCCGGUUCAUUCCCUUCACGGUUGCAGCCCCGGUCGGGUCAAUUCUGGCCUCAACCGUGGCAAAAAUGUUCAAGGUUCCCCUGCUGUAUCUGCUUGGCAUCAGCUCAUUGAAGCAAGUGGUAGCCUACGUUCUCCUGGGAACGGUGUCCGGGCAACAUGACAUCUCAGCCCGUCAGUACGGCUACCAGGUCCUUGCUGGGCUUGCAUGCGGGAUCAACAUACCGCUGUUGACAUUGAUGACGCCGUAUGCUACGGGAAAAAGAGACCAUGCGGUCGCCAUGGGAGGAUUGCCCAGUUUCGAGUGA